AUGAGUGCUCCCAUGGACACAGAGCUCACAAUCGACGAAAAUGGCGCUGCUUCCCAACACUCACUUCCCGAGGACAAAGUUCUUGUCCCUGUCGAGGUAACCCUAAAACCUUCCAGCACAGCUAAAAUCGAAGAUGUUCGUUCAGCCGUUGAAGGGAUGCUUGAAAAGAGGAGUUUGAGCUAUAUCAAUGGACCCAUUCCGGUGCCUCUUGAUGAGGCGUUUCUCGCAGAUAACGUGCAAAGAAUUUGCGUUUGCGGAUGUGAUACCGAUGAAGGGAUGCACACUGAUAAUGUUCUUUUGUUCUGGCAAGUGAAGCCUAUUGUACAUGUUUUUCAGCUUAGCGAGGAAGGUCCAUGUGAGGAUAUAAGCUCUGAUGGCCAGUCUUCCAGCUUCAAUGAAUGGAUUCUGCCUGCAAAAGAAUUUGAUGGCAUGUGGGAAAGCUUAAUAUAUGAAUCUGGUCUAAAGCAAAGGUUAUUACGAUAUGCGGCUAGUGCUUUGCUCUUUACUGAAAAAGGGGUUGAUCCAUUCCUUGUUUCAUGGAACCGCAUAAUUUUGUUACAUGGACCUCCUGGGACUGGAAAGACAUCUUUAUGUAAAGCAUUAGCUCAAAAAUUAGCAAUUCGAUUCAACUCAAGAUACCCUCAGUCCCAGCUUGUUGAAGUGAAUGCACAUUCUUUGUUCAGUAAAUGGUUCUCUGAAAGUGGCAAGCUGUGUUUCCUUCAAGUUAAUAUCAAGUAUCCGGUACUAGUGUUGGGUAGGCAGGUAGCGAAACUUUUCCAAAAGAUUCAAGAAAUGGUAGAGGAAGAAAGCAAUCUCGUAUUUGUAUUGAUUGAUGAAGUGGAAAGCCUUGCUGCUGCUAGAAAAGCUGCCCUAUCUGGUUCUGAACCAUCUGAUUCUAUUAGGGUAGUCAAUGCAUUACUAACUCAGAUGGACAAGUUAAAAUCAUCUCCCAAUGUGAUAAUUCUAACCACUUCCAACAUAACUGCAGCUAUUGAUAUUGCUUUUGUUGAUCGAGCUGAUAUCAAAGCAUAUGUUGGUCCCCCAACGCUUCAAGCUCGGUAUGAAAUAUUAAGGUCCUGCUUGCAGGAACUGAUGCGUACAGGGAUCUUGACUAGUUUACAGGGUUGCAAGAAUGUCAUGCUUCCUAAUUACGCUUGUGCAAAGGAGAGGUUGAACGCUCUUGAUUUUCACGAAGGUGCUACAUUCAUGCAACUGUGCAAGCACUUACUGGAAACCGCAGAGGCAUGUGAGGGAAUGAGUGGAAGGGCUUUGAGAAAGCUUCCAUUUUUGGCACAUGCUGCACUUUCAAAUCCUUUUGAUUGCAACCCUAUUAAGUUCUUAUGUACAAUGGUAGAAACUGCAAAGAGGGAGCGUUCUGAGCUUCCUGACUAA
Messenger RNA from Sphenostylis stenocarpa, 1392 nucleotides. The record is from the annotation of a GenBank genome assembly. NCBI's taxonomy places the organism in Eukaryota, Viridiplantae, Streptophyta, Magnoliopsida, Fabales, Fabaceae.